AUUGCGCCUUUCCGCAGUCCGCUCGGUACCGGCUCCCGCUCCCGCUCCAGCCUCCGGCGACCCCUGUUUCGACUCCAGCCUCGCCCCACCUCCGGUCGUCUGCCCGCCCCGGUUGCAUCCUCCCUCCCUGCUCCAGCCCGGCGCCAGCUCCUGCUCCAGGAUUCUGUAGCCGGACCCUCAAGCCAUGGCAGGUCCCUUUUCCCGUCUGCUGUCCACCCGCCCAGGGCUCAGGCUGCUGGCCCUGGCCGGAGCUGGGUCUCUAGCGGCUGGGUUUCUGCUCCGCCCGGAACCGGUCCGAGCUGUCAGUGAACGGCGGAGGCUGUAUCCCCCGAGCGCUGAGUACCCAGACCUCCGAAAGCACAACAACUGCAUGGCCAGUCACCUGACCCCAGCAGUCUAUGCCCGGCUCUGCGACAAGACCACACCCACUGGUUGGACGCUAGAUCAAUGUAUCCAGACUGGCGUGGACAACCCCGGCCACCCCUUCAUCAAGACUGUGGGCAUGGUAGCAGGAGAUGAGGAGACCUAUGAGGUAUUUGCUGAACUGUUUGAUCCUGUCAUCCAAGAGAGACACAAUGGAUAUGACCCCAGGACUAUGAAACACACGACUGAUCUGGAUGCCAGCAAGAUCCGUUCUGGCUACUUUGAUGAAAGGUAUGUAUUGUCCUCAAGAGUCAGAACUGGCCGAAGUAUCCGGGGACUCAGUCUGCCUCCAGCCUGCACUCGGGCAGAACGACGAGAGGUCGAACGCGUCGUGGUAGAGGCACUGAGUGGCCUGAAGGGUGACUUGACUGGACGUUAUUAUCGGCUCAGUGAGAUGACAGAGGCUGAGCAGCAGCAGCUUAUUGAUGACCACUUUCUAUUUGAUAAGCCUGUAUCCCCAUUGCUGACUGCAGCAGGAAUGGCUCGAGACUGGCCAGAUGCUCGUGGAAUCUGGCACAACAAUGAGAAGAGCUUCUUGAUCUGGGUGAAUGAGGAGGAUCAUACACGGGUCAUCUCCAUGGAGAAGGGUGGCAACAUGAAGAGAGUGUUUGAAAGAUUCUGCAGAGGCCUCAAAGAGGUAGAACGGCUGAUCCAGGAACGUGGCUGGGAAUUCAUGUGGAACGAGCGUCUGGGAUACAUCUUGACCUGUCCAUCUAACCUGGGCACUGGACUUCGAGCAGGAGUGCACAUCAAACUGCCCCUCCUAAGCAAAGAUAACCGCUUCCCAAAAAUCCUGGAGAACCUAAGACUCCAAAAGCGUGGUACUGGAGGAGUGGACACAGCUGCCACAGGCAGUGUCUUUGACAUCUCUAAUUUGGACCGACUGGGUAAAUCAGAGGUGGAGCUGGUGCAACUGGUCAUCGAUGGAGUAAACUAUUUGAUUGACUGUGAACGGCGUCUGGAGAGAGGCCAGGAUAUCCGCAUCCCUCCACCUCUUAUCCACAGCAAGCAUUAACUCUCCAUCCCAGAAGAUGCCUCAAGAUCCCCAGGACUUCCAUCACUCUAAUGGUGGCCCAUUCUACUUGCCUUUGAUUCCUCUCCCCUUUGUCCCCACCAAUCUGCCUGUGCUAGUAAAGUCUCCUAUGCUAUGCU
Molecule: messenger RNA, 1575 nt
Organism: Talpa occidentalis (Iberian mole)
Lineage: Eukaryota; Metazoa; Chordata; Mammalia; Eulipotyphla; Talpidae
Gene: CKMT1A
Product: creatine kinase, mitochondrial 1A
Exons: 9
Coding region: 185-1438 (417 amino acids)
Biological process (GO): phosphocreatine biosynthetic process
Cellular component (GO): mitochondrion
Molecular function (GO): creatine kinase activity
Source: RefSeq, a predicted model, not a curated record